Lactuca virosa is the source of this 1302-nucleotide messenger RNA. The record is from the annotation of a GenBank genome assembly. NCBI's taxonomy places the organism in Eukaryota, Viridiplantae, Streptophyta, Magnoliopsida, Asterales, Asteraceae.
CUCGUUCCUUUUACAAACCACGGUCUUUAUAUAAUUGGUGCUAAAGCAAGGUAUUCCUUUCAUUUUUAUAUAAUUAUGUGUUGUACUGUAGCUUUAACAAAAAUAUUUCAGUAAUCAAACAUCUUCCGCCAUCAACCCCUAGGUUUUUUCUUAUCUCUGGUAGCUACAUUAAAAACCUGUAGGAGAUAACCGAUUAGUCGGUUCGAGAUUGAAGAUCGCUGCAUGAAAAAACUAAAGGAGAUGGAACCAAUUCCUCCGUUCGAGAAGGAGGAUUUCGUAUGCCAGACCUGUGGUGAUGAAGGUUUCACCAAUGCCUUUGUUUACUGCGUGAAGUGCUUGGAAUUUGUCAUUCACAGAUACUGCUUAAAGGUAAUACCUAAGACAUUCACUGAGUGUGUCAUUUGGUAUUGUGAAAGUUGCAAACCACCAGUUCAAAAUCAAGUCACUUCACCCCAGAAAAAUGAAGUAAAGAAAAACAUCGAUCCAAUAUGCAGUGAAAGUUCAUCCUCAGAUUCCGAUUCAAGUUCCAGUUGUUCCAAUAUGAAUGAAUUUGAUGAAUGGGAAGCACGGAUUGCUCAACAAAAUCAACACAUUAAUAGGAUCAUUGAUGACAUGAUCAUAAGCUAUCCCAGUCUGAUCCUAGGAGGAGAUAACCCUUUUAGGUCUUCUUGUGAUGGUGAAAACUGCAAAACAACAGAGUCAAAGGAGGUUCUUCAUCAUAAGAAGAAGAAAGAAAAGAAAGAAAGGGAUAUUAUUAUUGCUUCUUUAAUAGCAGAGACAAAGGAGGUUCUUUUUCACCCUUUACCAGAGAAAAACCUUACAAACAAGAAAAAAGAACAUAAUGUUUCUCAAUUGCCAAACUUUGAGAACAAUGUACAAGAACAAGACAAUUAUUAUAAACAUGCACAACCAAUCCUCGAUCCAGUAUGGAGGGGUAGCUUCAAGGUCCUUGGGACAGAUUAUGAUGAUUUAUUUGAAGGAUUUGUGGGACAUUUAUCAAACAAAGCUUGUGGUAAAGUCUGUGAAGAAGCAAAUAUGAUGCCAUCAUUGCUUAUUCUUCAAAUGCAUCCCAAGACUCUUCUUUGGCCAAAGAGUUUCCAUGAAUGUGAUCCAUCUGAUGAUCAUGUAGCCCUCUAUUUUUUUCCAGGAGACCCCAUAAACGAAAGGGCUUUUGAUCAGCUGGUGCUAGACAUGAUGGAUGAAGAGCUUGCAAUGCGAGGCGAAGUGAAAAAUGCAGACCUUUUGAUUUUCACUUCUGCUGCUCUCCCUCCGUUUUUCAGGAGUGAGUUGUACUGUGUUUGA